AGUACAUGUGUGUCUGCUGUUGAAGGAGAUGCUGCUGGCUGUGAUGGCUCUUUUGCGUUAGUAUCCGCGCGGACGAGAGAGUUGGAGGCAGUUGUUUUGUGGGACUCGCGGGGAAUGGCAAACUCCACGGUAUCCUUGGAAACAUCCAACUAAAUGACAAUGGCCGAGGCUAUCUGCUGCACUUUGGUGAACUGUAACUGUGACAGCUUCAAGCCCGGGAAGCUGAAGAGGAGGCAGUGUGAAAACUGCAAGCAUGGCUGGGUAGCACAUGCCCUGAGUAAACUGAAGGUCCACCACAUGUACCAGAGCAGCCAGGUGGAGAUUGUGCACUCCAACGUGGUGUUCGAUAUCUGCAGCCUAAUGCUGUAUGGUACCCAGGCCAUCCCCAUCCGCCUCAAGAUCCUCCUGGACCGCCUUUUCUCUGUACUCAAGCAGGAGGAGGUCAAACAGAUCCUCAACGCACUUGACUGGACACUGCAGGACUACAUACGUGGAUAUGUGCUCCAGGAUGUAGCCGGGAAGGUGCUGGACCGGUGGGCCAUUAUGACGUUUGAGGAGGAGAUCGCUACACUGCAGCAGUUCUUGCGCUUUGGCGAGACCAAGUCCAUAGUGGAGCUCAUGGCUCUGCAGGACAAGGAGGGCCAGGCAGUGUUGGUUCCCAGCACCCGCACCAACUCUGAUAUCCGCACUUUCAUUGAGCGCAACACCCCACGCACUGCUGCUAACCUCUCUACAUCCAAAGUCGAUAAGCUGAGUAGCAGUAGCAUGCACCACUUUGAAAACUUUGUCAACAGCAUGGCCUUCAUGCUACCCUUCCAGCUGUUAGGCUCUGUUCCUGCACCAUUUCUGGGCUCACCGGCAGGAGCACCGCAGCACCAGCAACACCAGCAGCCGUGCCGUGGGUCAAUGGAGCAGCAGAGUCAGAGACGAGAUGAUCAAAGUCGUGAUGAUCUAGGGAGAGACAACUGCCUUCGUCUUUCACACACUCCUGAGAGCAGCCUGCUAGGUUCCAGCUCUGUCAUAUUCACUCCUGAUCUAGACCGAAGCGGAGACAGGCCAAUGGACAGCCUCUGCACCACCACAAAGAUUGAGGCAGAGGACUUCUCCACCAGUGACAAUGACUCGGAUGGACCCUCGACUCCGUGCACACCCUCCAUGAGCUCGGACAUAACACAGAUGUCCCCUGAGAGCAAGCUGCGCUCCCUGGACAGGAAUGGGAGCGGGGGUGGUGGGGUCUCAGCAGGUAGUGGGGGAGGAUGCUCUCUGAAGAAAGGUCGAGUGUAUUGCAACGCUUGUGAGAAGACAUUUUACGACAAAGGCACAUUGAAAAUACACUACAAUGCAGUGCAUCUGAAGAUUAAGCACAAGUGUACCAUCGAUGGCUGCAACAUGGUUUUCAGCUCGCUGCGUAGUCGCAAUCGCCAUAGUGCCAACCCAAACCCACGGCUACACAUGCCUAUGAACCGUAACAACCGGGACAAAGACAUCCGGGGCAGCUCGUCUGGUGAUGAGGGCUCUUUAGGGGAGAAGAGGUCUGAAUAUGGAACCCCCAUCCCCAUCUGCUCUGCAGAGAACCAUAAAUUAAUUCCCAGCUACAUGGUGAGCCAUGUGGACACUAAACUCCACAACAGCUCGUUCUCCAGCAUGGGCCAGAGUGGCAUCCUCUUCCCCAACCUAAAAACAGUACAACCAGUCUUGCCUUUCUACCGCAGCCUGGUAACACCGGCAGAGCUUGCCAACACCCCAGGAACACUACCCUCCCUUCCUCUGUUAUCCUCCUCUGUACCCAUCAAACCAAUCAUGGCCCCUGAACUCUACAUGACAGACCCCAUACCAAAGAAAAAGUCUCGAAAGUCAAGCAUGCCAAUAAAGAUAGAGAAGGAGGUGGUGGAGCGAGAUGAGCAGAUGGAUAAGGGAAGCAGCUCUGAGGACGAGGCUCCUUUUCAGGGCAGGAACAAGGAAGAGUGUGAUGGAAUCCGAACAGAAGAGCAAAUGUGUGCAAGACAAGCUGGGGAAGAGAGGGAGGCAAGAGGAGAUUACAUUGGCGAAGAGAGGGCCAAGCAUCUGGUGGACCAAACUUUAGAUAGAGAAAUGACAGCGAGAGAGGACAAAGAUGAUGAGCCAAGGCCAGCUGAAACGGGGGUCAUCACAUCUGCAUCUUCCCCGUUCGGAGACAGACUGAUGGAGAAUCACUGUGACAACAACUUACUCUGUCAGGAACCCAAUGGCAAUAAAGAAAGGGAGGACAGGGAGCAUUCAAACUCCCAUCAUGCAGCUGACAAGAUUGCAGAGCUCAGAUGGGAUGGCGUCGAGCACAAGCUGACUAAUGGGGGCGCUCUCCAACUCACGAACUGUGAGAGAGAGGGAUCACUCGGUGGUGUAGAUGACUACGGUGACUUAGGCUUGUCUCACCUCGACCCAAAUGCUGACCAGCCACACCACUGUGAGAUCUGCAGUAAGACCUUUAAGAACCCCUACAGUGUCAAAAUGCACUACCAAAAUGUCCACCUGAAGGAGAUGCACAUGUGCACAGUGGACGGCUGCAAUGCCGCCUUCCCCUCCCGCAGGAGCCGAGACAGACACAGUGCUAAUUUGAACCUGCACCACAAGCUGCUGACCAAAGACUCAUUCAGCCCAGCCAACACCCUAUACUUGCCCUCAUCCCACUGUAGAGACAGAGACCCGGUUGCCCUGGACUACUACCAAGACCAGCGGGACAGAGAUCUGCCCCAUCGGGACCCAACCAGCCAGACUUCUGUCAUCUUCCGAGGACACAAUCGCAUGGGCCUGGUCUUCCCAAUGAGCAAAGUGUCUACUGCACCAAACAGUGCUGAGGCAUCUCCUUUUGCAGACAUGGAGGGAUUAAGAGCAGGAGGAGCAGGAGGAGGAGGAAGUGGUGUAAGUGGGGAGGAUGGUGCCGUUCUGGACCUGAGCACCUCCUCCUCUGCCCCACCUCGUGGCAGUGGCAGUGUUCGAUCGUCCUGGGACUCAGAUGGUGCCGGUAGUGAGGAAGGGGUUGAAGAGGAUGAGGAGGUGCUCCGCAUGGAGGACAGUGAUGAAAGCUGCGAUGGGAUCGACAUGGGGAGGCCUGGGGGUGAGGAGUUGGUACUCGCGGGAGAGAGAACCCAGGGCUGCAUUGGGGGAGGACAAGGCGGGCUUCAGGGAGGUGGGGGUGGGUCUCCGAUAACCUGCCAUGUCUGCCAAAAAGUCUACAGCAACAAGGGCACAUUCAGAGCCCAUUACAAAACUGUCCAUCUGCGACUACUUCACAAGUGUAAAGUCCCUGGCUGCGAUACAUCCUUCUCUUCUGUGCGAAGCAGAAACAGGCACAGCCAAAACCCAAACCUUCAUAGAAACCUAGCGGUUAGCUCAGGUUCCACGAUGGACCAGGAGUAGGGAUGUGCACUAAUUUGCCAACAUGACUGAUUUCCUUGGUUCUAAUUGUCUUUUUGUUGUUGAUGUAUUUGGGCACCUAAAGAAGGCUCACCAAUUAGCACUUUUUAAAUUCCAUACCAUGGAUAUCCUGUUGUGAUAUUUUGGGGAAAAGGAGAUAAAGAAAUAAAGUACAAUUAGGAGUUAAUUUGCUGCGGCAAAUGCAACUUGCUUUUUCAACCAAUGUUUUUUUUUUUGCAAGGCUAAAAUUAUGUUUGUGUUUCCACAUCAACAUAUAAUGAAUAAACGGAACAUAGACUUCAGUCAGUAAAUUCAUUAUCAAUGGUAAGAAAUGUGACCUUUAUGAAUCUCAUGAUUCAUUUGCAUUGGUUUGCCUUACAGCCCACUUUAGAACUUAAAAAGAUAUGUUUGUAUGACCUGAAUUUGUCCUUGUGUUGUCCAAGUGAGAGUUGAGCCAUGAAACUGUAUCAUAAGAGUUUGUUUUCUCUCGUGUUUUUGUUGUCAGAUGUUCACAUCUUCCCUGUGAAGCUGUGCAUAAUGUAUUGAUCACAAGCAGAAGUGAAGUAACCUCUACAUGUGUCCUUUCGUUCAUUUGGACAAUGUUUUUUGAAAAAUUGUCUUUGUUGAAAAGUUAUAGUGUUGUGUGCUUGACCAAUAACUUAUUGUAUGGUGUUAUAUAUGAUCUGUCUUUACUGUUCUGGUUGUUGCAUACUGCUAAUGUUGACCAAAGAUUUUUUCAGUCCACAGGUGUGUAUAAAAACCCCUUCAAAAUGUGAGGGGUAUGCAGUAUUAAAUGGGGCCAUCCAGUCUUCGCUCAACUUCUUUGUGAUUAACAGCAGUAUUCAGGGGGAGGCUCUGUUGUAAAAUAAAAUAAAAUUCACCAAAAUAAGACAACAAAAAGAACCGCUUUUGAUUCAUCACGGUAUAAUGAAAUAUCUUGAUUUUGAUGGUGUUUUUGUAAAGAAAGCUGAUCAUGAGACUUGAUUAUGGCAUUGCUCUUGUAUUGUUUGUGCGGUUGAUUGACUGAUUGGACAAUAAGCAGAAAGAUCUGCUGUGUCUGGAGGCUAGAAGCAUGUACUGUGAAUAAGUCAAACACUGAGAAAUACAAAUUAUAAGACAAAAAUUAUAAUAAUGGCCCCACAUCUGAGCACACCCAAAAAAAACUGGUAAACAAAAUGUUUAUUGACCUGUAUAUUCUGUGAAUAGAGUAAUUUGUUAUCUGAGAGAAACCAAAAAAUAUACUGUAUAAAAAAAGGCUAAUUUCACCUCUAACAUUACUUGUUUUUCUUUUCUUUUUAUUUUAUUUUUAAUGGAUGAAAAACAGUGGACCUCAUGCAAUAGCCACUCGUCUGAACAGACUGGUACUAGGGAUUUAAGAGAACUUGUCACAUUUAGCAAUUAUCUGCAUUUGGAAAUUAAAUUUGUCUUUAACACAAAUUUUAAAUAACCUGCGGGAGUGCCAUGUGCAAUUACUAUGCUCUUAACCGAGCAUCAAUCCAAGUUUUUCACAAUUGCCGGUUACUUCAUUAAUUUGAAAGCAUUUUUUGGGGGGGGGGGAAUCCUCUAAAAAUUCAACUGCAUGUUUAUCUUGACCUUUUCCUGUUUCCUGCACUUCAAAUUAUAGGCUAAUAUAAUUCUAACAUCACCAGUCAUUUAAAUUGUCUGUUGAUGCUAUCCAAUACAAAACGACGUACAACGUAUUUAAACCCCUCCAGUUGCAGUCAUGGAUCACCUUGGUGUGACGAAACGCUUUUCACAUGGAACAAUGUAUUCUUCAUGUCAUUGACCCUCAGGUGACAAGGCACGAACAUGACUUGUUAUUUUUCUCCAUUCCUUGGCUCCAGCAAGACCCUUAAUUGUGCUACCGAUGCUGAUUAAUUAUGCUGAUAAAGAAUUAUGGACUUUCCUUUAUGGAUCUCUAAAAGCAGGACUUCAAUUUAUGACAUAUAGUAUUAUUGAGCCAUUAAUUAUGCUGAUUUGCAAAUUCCAUUAAUGCAGUCUCAUUUAUGCACAGGUAGCAUAACCAUGUUUGUGCUGGUUAUAUAUACAUUGAAACAUUAUUGGAAAAUAGGAGCGUUUGCUGAAUCUGAUACUAGUAUGAAAAAAGUAAGAGAAAGUUAAGGUAUGAAUACAAAAAUGUUCUUGCAUGAGGUCUGUUAUGUUGUACAUGUCUAAUUAUUUCACCAUGCUGUAUUGUUCUAUUUUUGCUCUGCAUUCUGCAUAUUUAAAUGUAUUUAAAUGCAAUGCAGCAGAUUUAAAAUCCCAUUUGUUGUUGUUUGGAUUUGUAAAAAAAAGAAGAAAGCCGACAUAUGUUGAUAGGUGUUCAUAUUUCCUUUGAUUUAAUAUAACAAUAUUCAUUCCAAUUAAAUAAAAAGCCAUAUGUUUGCA
Pseudoliparis swirei is the source of this 5781-nucleotide messenger RNA. RefSeq names its product basonuclin 1 (gene bnc1). Gene Ontology annotation, cellular component: nucleus. Bases 154 to 3396 code for a protein of 1080 amino acids. Gene Ontology annotation, biological process: regulation of transcription by RNA polymerase I. The transcript is spliced from 5 exons. NCBI's taxonomy places the organism in Eukaryota, Metazoa, Chordata, Actinopteri, Perciformes, Liparidae. The record is from RefSeq and is a predicted model, not a curated record.